Loa loa (African eye worm) is the source of this 1720-nucleotide messenger RNA. RefSeq names its product activating signal cointegrator 1. The transcript is spliced from 10 exons. Bases 21 to 1355 code for a protein of 444 amino acids. The record is from RefSeq and is a predicted model, not a curated record. Lineage: Eukaryota; Metazoa; Nematoda; Chromadorea; Rhabditida; Onchocercidae. Gene Ontology annotation, biological process: regulation of DNA-templated transcription. Gene Ontology annotation, molecular function: zinc ion binding. Gene Ontology annotation, cellular component: nucleus.
AGGAUGAUAUAAACCUAGGCAUGGACCGAUCGGACCAUUCGCUGAAAUCAUUAGCAGCAUCACUGAAUAAAACCCAUUCUCAGCAGCAGGAGCCAAGUAUUUCUGUAACUUUCAAAAAUAAAAAUCCUGCAGAUGAAUUGCGUCCAGGAAGGCAUCGCUGUGAUUGUCAAGCUAGAACGCAUAAGUUGAUUCGGAAUUGCAUGAGCUGUGGACGUGUAGUAUGCGAGCAGGAGGGCAGUGGACCUUGUAUGUUCUGUGGUGAACUUGUCUGCACUCGAGAAGAACGGAAACUUUUAAAUCAGCAGUCAAGAAAAUCAGUUGAGCUUUACUAUAGAUUAAUGGGAUGUGAAGAUGACAAAACUGUUGGUGGCGGAGUGUUUUCCCUGGCAUCAGUCGGGAGUGCGUUAGCAAAAGCUGAGCAAUAUAAAAAUAAAUUACUGGCUGCAGAUUCUAACACAGAAAUGAAAACGCGCAUUCAUGACUUGGAAUCGGAUUAUUAUAACAUGGAAAAUAACAUAUAUUUGACAAAAGCGGAACGAGAAGCUAUACUGAAUCGUAAAGAAGAAUUAAAAGAAUUGAGAAUGCGACAACGACGAGCUCUUGUUAUGGACUUCGAUUUGGAGGAAACUAGUGUUUUCGAAACCAAAAGUAAGCAUGAGGACACACAUGAUCCAGUUAUCGAGUCAAUUUUGUUGUCUUCCAGAAGACGACAACAAACUGAAGCAUCAAAACCUAUAGCGAAAUGGGCUCCGGAUGGAUUUGUACUAAAGUAUAAUAGCCAAAAUAAAUGCAAAAACAAUCAUGAACAUGAUGACGAAAAUGACAGAGAAAUGGAAGACGUAGCAUUUAUGAUGUUAAGUGAUGAAAUGAUAUAUAUGGAAGUGGCAAGAAAAGGUUAUUCGAUGGGUAUUGUUCAGCCUAUUGCAACACUGCUAGCUUAUGGAUUUCGAAGGCAUCUUCCAUGGAAUGAAGAUGUUGACAUUAGAGGACCAAUAAUUAUUGCUUCUAAAGGCAAAACUGUUUCGAGAAAUGAAAUUGAAAAAGAAAUCUCACGCUUUUGGCAUUCGCUUCUAAAUAAUAAUGGAAAAAGGCGUAAACUUCCAUCAGAAUUUCCUUCGGGUGCAAUUGUGGGUCGCGCAUUGCUUACUGAUUGUUUGUCGAUGGAAGAAUAUGACAAGAAGUAUUUGAACAAGGAAUGCUCUGGUACUGAAGGAUCUUAUGUGCUUAUAUUCGAUGUUUUUGAACCAUUGCUUAUCCCUAUCCCUCACGUUCCUCUUUCUGAUGGUAUUUAUCAAGUUGACAAGCAGUUACUGACUGCUAUAAAACAAAUCCUCGAACCGGUAUCCUUCUCUUGAGUGAUUUUUUGUUAGGUUGAAAUUAUGGUUGUAGCACAGCACGCAGACUCAGAAAAGUCACUUGUGUUUAUUACUUUGUAUAGUCAGUAAAUCCUAGGAGUGUAUAAUCAGUGAGUCCUAGGACUGAAUCUUGGAUAUUCGUUUUCACUUAUUGUAGGCUAGCAUUGAGAAUCCCAUCGUAUUUGCUUGUUUUAAAUUCUGUUUGAAUAUGCCGUGACCCAGCAUGGGUCCAAUUAUUUCAAGGUCCUGUUUUUAUUGUUACUCAGAUGUAAUUCAAGUUGAUUAUUUUGAUUUGAUGGGCAGAGAAAUAUGAUAAUGAAUGCAUCUGCAUCAGCAACAGAAAAUAUGAAUUAUUCGAAAUGCAC